AUGUCAGUCAUUAGUUUCCUACGGUUGAGCUAUAAGAUACUGGACUCUGGGUUCGCGUGGGUGAAAGAUAAGCCGUUCGCCAUUGUCAAACUGCUUCACUCCCUUCUCCAAGGACCCAUCGCUCUUAUCAUCAAAAAAUUCAUCAACGCUGACUUUCCCGGACCGCUGGGCUACCUCACCGGAUACCUCGCCAUCAUCAUCGGCGCCGGGUUGACCAUCAUCGUCCAGAGCUCCUCCAUCUUCACCUCCACCCUCACCCCGCUCGUCGGCAUCGGGGUCAUCGAACUCGGCCGGAUGUACCCUUUGACCCUGGGGUCAAACAUCGGCACCACGACCACGGCGAUUCUCUCAGCCUUAGCCAACACGGACGGCCACAGAAACGCGUUACAAGCAGCCUUCUGCCACCUCUUCUUCAACAUCACCGGCAUCCUCCUGUUCUACCCCAUCCCCAACCUCCGCUUCCCCAUCCCGCUUGCCAAAUUUCUAGGCAACUGCACGGCCGAGUACCGCUGGUUCGCCAUUGUCUACAUACUCCUCAUGUUCUUCCUCUUCCCCGCCCUAGUCUUCGCUCUCUCCUUCCCGGGCUGGUACGUCCUCCUCGGCGUCCUCGGGCCCGUCUGCCUUCUCUUCAUCAUCAUCGGCGUCAUCAAAUGCCUGCAGGCUAAACGUCCCCAGAGCCUGCCCAGAAAGCUCCAAGACUGGAUGUUCCUACCCCAGCCGCUACGGUCUUUAGAACCCUAUGAUCGCGCGAUGCAGAAAGUCUUCUUCUGCAAGCGGUUCCAGACAGACUCUACCGAGAAGACAGACACUGGUGCCACGUCAGACAGACAACCUAACGGAGAGUCCAGCACGCGACUUUAG
Molecule: messenger RNA, 861 nt
Organism: Physella acuta
Lineage: Eukaryota; Metazoa; Mollusca; Gastropoda; Physidae
Product: sodium-dependent phosphate transport protein 2B-like
Biological process (GO): sodium-dependent phosphate transport
Cellular component (GO): membrane
Molecular function (GO): sodium:phosphate symporter activity
Source: RefSeq, a predicted model, not a curated record